UGCGGCCCACUGACUGGGAACCCGAAACUGUUGCUCCGCCGCCGCCGAUUGUCGACUAUACGACGAGUAUCUAUCUUAAACUUGCGAUUGCGUCAUAAUUUUCUUCCCCCACUGAAGGCCAAAGCGAUUUCAGUGACCGACGCUAAUCAGUCGGUAAUCACUUCAUUCGUUUCCCGUACGCACUGUGCACCCGUCGCCAUUCCGUCGAGUUCCCUCAAAACUUCUGCGUCAGUCUCUGAAAGUCUGAAAUCGUAACAGCGUCGUGCCCGAACCUCACCGUUCAACAGCAUGUGUAAGCCGAAGAAGUCCGAGAGACGCGUGGUGGCCGCCGAAUCGAUUUUCCGUUCAUUCGUCAUAUCUAAGAAACUUGAAUCAAGUGAAGUCAUAUUUCAGAAACCCGUGAACAUCACUGAUAUCCAUAUUCUUUCACCAUCAAUGUUUUCGCCCACUCCCAACGGAGGAAUCAUUCCUGGAUUAACCGAACCUGGAAAAAUCCAGAUUACAUUUCAAUGCAACAACGUGGAUGAAGAAUCUGCUUCGGCAAAUGUGGAUUUGGGCGAACUCAACUACGAGGAAAAUAUAAAUACAAAAUUGCUGUGUGAUAAUGAGAUAUGGACAAACAGAUUGAUUGUGCAAGGAAAAUUCUUGGUAUUAACCAUUGUUGUUUAUGGAACAGUCAAUGAUCUUAAAGCUGAGUCUACACAAAAGAAAGAUCCAUCAACCAUCACCAUUCCACCUAUUUUUGACGGUCCUAUUGAUAUGACUGGCGUUGAAUAUAUUCCUGACAGCGUUAUGGAGCGCAUCGAUGCUGAAGUCGAACAUGAAUUUGAUAAACUUUCCGGUGUUCAUCAAAAUAAUCACUAAACUUACUUUUUCCGUUUGAUUUCAAAAUUUUCAUAGUUAUUAUUACUACUUUUUUUAUUUCAAUGACAUUUCUGACUAAUUGCAUUUUAUAAUUUUUUUGUUUACUGAAUCAUAAAUAAAUAUUAGGAUAGAGAAGUUAUUAGUAUCAGGUGAGUUUUUGUUGGUAUCUGCGGAUUGCGAUUUAUAACCAUUAUAAAAUUUGACGUUUGAUAUUAUUAUAAUUUUCUAUUAAUUUAUACUUCAUAACUAAAUUAGAUAUAUAACAUUUUUAUGAUUUUUUUGUGUAUAUUUCGUAAUUCCUGAUUGUUAAUGGUUAUCUGAUCUAUAAGAUUCUAACUAUCUAACUAUUUAUUAUUUAUUAUUAACUAUUAUAGUUUGGAAUAUUUAAAUAACUAUUGAUUGUAUAAUUACAAAAAUAUGGACUGUUUAUUUUAUUAAUAAUUAUAUAUUUAUAUAUAUUAUAUUACGAUUAUAAUUGGGUUGUUGUUUAAGUAAAUAUUAGGUGAAUUAAAUCUCAUUUACACAAAUUUAAAAGAGUUGAAUAUGUAUAACGAAGUUAAAAUUAAAUAUUUUAUUUCAAUUACUUAUACAUAGGUAAUUUAGUUUUUGUAACUUAUAAAUAGUUAUGAGUAAUCUUGAUAAAGAUAAUUUGGAUUUAGAACUUUUAAUACAUAUUUCUAAAGCAACUUUUAUUACUUUUAUAAAUCAUUUUCUAUGUAAUUUAUAACACGUUUUGUUUAGGUUACUAUGAUGAACAUUCAUUUAGAAUAAUAUUAGUAAAUUACAAUGGAUAGUUUUUUAAAUGUACUAAAAAUUGUUUACAAAUGUUUAAAAUGACUAAAUGUAACAAUUUUUAAGCGAUUUAUAACUAAAAAAUGUUAAAAUGAUUUUCAAAAAGAACUAUUUUAAUAUUUGUUUAGAUAAAAAAAGUGCUUGAAAUUAAAAUAUACACAAAUAUUAUAUAAUAA
This is a messenger RNA of Aphis gossypii (cotton aphid), 1832 nucleotides long. RefSeq names its product protein virilizer homolog. Gene Ontology annotation, molecular function: RNA binding. Gene Ontology annotation, cellular component: RNA N6-methyladenosine methyltransferase complex. Lineage: Eukaryota; Metazoa; Arthropoda; Insecta; Hemiptera; Aphididae. The transcript has 4 exons. The record is from RefSeq and is a predicted model, not a curated record. Bases 289 to 864 code for a protein of 191 amino acids.